AUGGGAGAAAAGUAUGAAAACAUCAAACAGGAGUACGAUAAAGUCAUAAGUGGACAAAAGCAAAAACCACCCCGAUGGAAGGUUUGCACUAAAAACGCUACGCAGUUGAUGGAAUAUGCAGCAACAGCAUUAUACGUAAAGAAAGAGUUGCAUGAGGAGGACGUACUGGAAAUUGCCAACAAUCUUCGGGAUGAAUUCCGCAAAAACCUCGAAAUCAAUGAUUGGAUUGAUGGUGAAACCAAAACUAUAAAAAUAAUUCGACCGAACAUUGUUCUGCAGGAAGCUUUGAAUAAGUUGGAUAAGAUGCUGCGUGAGGUAGCUUACCCAAAAUUUGUCCAAAAAAUAGAAAGCCUCGAUAAGUACUACAGUGAUUUGAACGUGAGUGACACGGACUCGUUCGGUGAAAUAGUAGAAAAAAUAACUCGAUGGCAAAUCAAGGACUUCUUCGAACAAUUAAGGAGGAUCGUUUCGUAUCCUUUAACCCAACCGAUAUUACUGCCGUACAAUACGCUCAAGGAAGCAACUCUCUGCGUGAGCUCAUUGCAUCUGUCAUGCAUCGUCCCCCCAUAUUUCAAAGUUGCUUUGAACUAG
Molecule: messenger RNA, 591 nt
Organism: Cylicostephanus goldi
Lineage: Eukaryota; Metazoa; Nematoda; Chromadorea; Rhabditida; Strongylidae
Source: the annotation of a GenBank genome assembly